Acanthosepion pharaonis is the source of this 693-nucleotide messenger RNA. The record is from the annotation of a GenBank genome assembly. NCBI's taxonomy places the organism in Eukaryota, Metazoa, Mollusca, Cephalopoda, Sepiida, Sepiidae.
AUGACACACGUGAACAGCAAAACGGGCGGCGGCACCGGAGGCAGCGGCACCGGAGGCAGCGGCACCGGAGGCAGCGGCACCGGAGGCGGCGGUACCGGAAAGACAAAAUGGCGUUUGCCCCGGGAAAGAUUGCUACGCAAAAUUCAAGAAAACAAUAAGCGCGAGAAGAACAAGCGUGAGCAGCAACUGUACCAAAUGCGUUUAAUGGCAAACCCGAGUGCAAAGGAUAAAAUACAACCACUAAUCGAUGAGGAGAAGAAGGAGGAAGCAUUAAAUUUAGCAGAAAGGAUAAUGCGAAAGCAAUUAGAAAAAAUUCAAAAUAGAGAUGGCCAGCAGAUCUCGGCCUCAAAGACAUCAGAGGAUCCACCUCCUUUUGGGUGCACAGAGGAGAAUAAAACGGCAGAAGUAUGUAUGGAUGCAGAUGACCAGCAGCUCUCAGCUUCAAAGGAUCCCUCUACUCUUGGGUGCAUGGAAGAGAAAACGACAGAAGCAUGUAUGCAGGAACAACCCAGAAGCAGCAUUUUCAAUCACAUAAGCGAUUUAGACCAGAGAAUCGACUUUCUGCUUCAGCAACUCAUUGGGAAUACAGAUUUAGUGGAGCCUUAUAUUGAUCCAGAAAUAUGGAGUUAUUUCACUAGUGAGAAAUUUCAACAGGAAAUUGAUAGUUUCUUGACUGCAAAUUUGGAGACAUAA